GAUAGUUUAAAUCUAUAUGGUAAGAAUUUUAAAGGCAAUUUUUUUUUUUUGUAAUGGAGUGAUAGAUCACUUAUCCAGGCAUUAAUUGCAUCUACAGUAAACAUGGAGCAUAAUCAUAGCCAUACUGAUCAUGAUACAUGCUGCAGUGUAAAUAGUAAUGUUGGCAUGCGUCAGACAUUUACGGAAAUGGAAUUUGAACGUGGGAUAUGGUAUGCUGCGCAAUAUAAUGAUUUGGAUCGUGUGAAGACAUUGUUAAAGAAAGGUGUUCCACCCAGUGCAGAAGAUUCAGCCGGGUAUACAGCGUUACACUAUGCAGCGCGAAAUGGACACUACAAAAUGUGUAUUAUUUUAUUAGAAAAUGAUGCAGCAGUAAAUGCGCAAACACGUUGUGGACAUGCUACUGCUUUGCAUAGAGCAGCUAUGCAAAGUCACUCUGACAUUGUUGAACUUUUAUUAAAAUUCGGCGCAAAUCCUAAUUUAAAAGAUGCUGAUGGAUACACUGCUUUGCAUAAAGCAAUUAAGGCACGUUCGACUUCUGUUUGUAAGCUAUUGAUACCAUGUAGUGAUUUAUCAUUAUUGAACACUGACACGCAAAAUAUUGAACAAUUAGUAACAGAAAAAUGCCCUGAAAUUUUACCAUUUUUAUCAACAUACAUAAAUAAAGAGGAGAAAGUAAAUAUAAAAAUUUUUAACGGCGAGUUUCUUCCGGAAAUAGGGAAUGCUAACAUCAUUUUAUCAAGCGAUAAAGGAAUAAGUGUACAAAUAAAGUUGAUAGGCACUCAUCAUCCGUACUGUUCCAUGUGCUCGACGGAACGGAGAGGGUCGUGCACUUGA
Molecule: messenger RNA, 834 nt
Organism: Eufriesea mexicana
Lineage: Eukaryota; Metazoa; Arthropoda; Insecta; Hymenoptera; Apidae
Product: ankyrin repeat domain-containing protein 39
Exons: 3
Coding region: 103-834 (243 amino acids)
Biological process (GO): protein K6-linked ubiquitination
Cellular component (GO): BRCA1-A complex; BRCA1-BARD1 complex
Molecular function (GO): protein binding; ubiquitin-protein transferase activity
Source: RefSeq, a predicted model, not a curated record